This is a messenger RNA of Dovyalis caffra, 669 nucleotides long. The record is from the annotation of a GenBank genome assembly. NCBI's taxonomy places the organism in Eukaryota, Viridiplantae, Streptophyta, Magnoliopsida, Malpighiales, Salicaceae.
AUGGUUGGCAUAUCAUCAAAGAAUACUGAUCUGGGUCAGACUUCAGUGGGUGGAUUUUCGCAGAAAGCGAAAAACAUGACAGUUUUGGAUGCGGUAACUCAUGUGAACCAAUCUGGAGUUAAGGAAGAGAACAAAAGGACAUUAGCUACAAAUGCAGGAAACUGGCAGGUGGUUGCCCAUGUGGUUCUAAGUGGAAACAAGCCUUUCAUCUUGGAGUUCUUAAGAUGUGGAGAGCUCAAGGACUUGCAGAAAGAUCCACCUACGUCUUGCAGUGCUGGUCCUGUAGCUGAGGAUAUGUUCCAUUGGCAAGCAACAAUUAUGGGACCUGCUGAUAGCCCAUAUGCAGGAGGUGUCUUUUUAGUUUCUAUUCAUUUCCCUCCUGAUUAUCCUUUUAAACCCCCCAAGGUUGCAUUCAGGACAAAAGUCUUUCACCCAAACAUUAACAGCAAUGGAAGCAUAUGUCUGGAUAUUCUUAAAGAGCAGUGGAGCCCAGCAUUAACUAUUUCGAAGGUGCUGUUGUCUAUAUGCUCUCUGUUGACCGAUCCAAAUCCUGAUGAUCCACUUGUGCCUGAAAUUGCUCAUAUGUACAAGACGGACAGAGCUAAGUAUGAGGCCACUGCUCGUAGCUGGACUCAGAAACUCAAAUUUGGGAAGAAAUGGGUCUGCUAG